Messenger RNA from Trichogramma pretiosum, 2870 nucleotides. RefSeq names its product feline leukemia virus subgroup C receptor-related protein 2. Lineage: Eukaryota; Metazoa; Arthropoda; Insecta; Hymenoptera; Trichogrammatidae. Gene Ontology annotation, molecular function: heme transmembrane transporter activity; heme binding. The record is from RefSeq and is a predicted model, not a curated record. The transcript has 9 exons. Gene Ontology annotation, biological process: heme export; transmembrane transport. The coding region runs from base 644 to 1984 and encodes 446 amino acids. Gene Ontology annotation, cellular component: membrane.
UUUAGCUUAGUACAAGCACACAUCGCCAACGCACGAUCACACUUGACCAUUCCCGCGACAGGCAAUAUAAUUUGCAUUACAAGUAAUAGACUUUUUGUAACGUUGAUAAAUGUAAACACAAUUGCGAAUGAAAAUUAUUCUUAUUCUUUUCUCGACAAGCAUCGAUGUGCACAUCCACGCAUACAUUUAUAUAUAUGAAUAAAAAGCAAAGUCUCGCAUUCGCAGAAAUCUUAUCGAGCUUUAUGCGAACGUGAUACUCUGGCUGGCAAAUAAUAAUUAGCAUUGAGCUGAAACAAAUUGCCUCACGUCUAUUUUUGUAAUUUUUUUUUUAUAGGAUCAUACGUUUGUUAAAUUGAGUAAAUAAUGGUCAUUGAUAGUACAACACUGCCGAAAAAAAGUUGACCAUGUUCAGUUGAGAUAAAGAGAUGAGUGAGAUUGUAGAAAUUAUCGUUACUAGUGGUGGGAGGCGGAAACUAUCAUGCUGUUCUACCGAGUGUCAUGCUGUGUAUUGAAGAGAGAAUUGAGUAUUCGUCGUUCGUGCUAGCAGCGUUUUUUCUUGCCAGUCCGCACACGAGCCUGAUAACUAUACAGAUGAUAUAAGCUACGCUAUAUAAAAGAAAAUUUGAAGAAUUUAAUGUAAAAAAUGUCUAAACGCGCGUCAAAUUAUGUCAAAGCGGUCGAAGGAGGUCCACCACCGACACAUCAGGUGAUCGAAUCGAAAAUAUACAAAAGAAGAUGGGUGGUUUUGGGAAUUUUCGUUUUGUACAGUGCUUGCAAUGCCAUGCAAUGGAUACAGUACUCCAUCAUCACAGACAUCGUAAAACAAUAUUACGAUGUCGGAGAGUUUGCCGUGUAUAUGACCAGUAUGAUAUAUAUGAUUACUUACGUUCCUUUUAUUUUUCCUGCGAGUUAUUUUCUGGAUAAGUUUGGUCUUCGAUAUUCGACAAUUCUGGGCGCAGUGGGAACCGCUAUCGGUUCCUGGAUAAAAUGCUUCAGCGUAUCUCCGGAUCUAUUCUGGCUGACUUUUACUGGCCAGACAAUAGUUGCAGUGAGCCAAACGUUUAUAUUGUCAGUGCCAGCACGCUUGGCAGCCGUUUGGUUUGGACCCGAUCAAGUGAGCAGUGCUUGCAGCAUCGGCGUUUUUGGAAAUCAGCUUGGUGUGGCGAUAGGCUUUUUAUUUCCACCCAUGAUGGUUCCAGGUACCCCAGAUACACCAAAAAGUACUAUCGGCCAAGGUUUAUCACUUAUGUUUUAUCUCGUAGCCGGAGCUUCGAGCGUCAUAUUGAUUCUAAUAUUGUUAUUUUUCAAGGAUCAACCACCCUUACCACCAAGUCCAGCCCAAGCUGUGCAAAAAGAAGUCGAAGCUUCUGAACAUUUUAUGUCCUCUCUUAAGCGUCUAUUCACAAAUUAUGGCUAUCUAAUUCUGCUGGUCAGUUAUGCCAUUAACGUUGGAAUUUUUUAUGCCUUGAGCACUUUACUGAGUACGUUGGUUACAACACACUACGAGAAUGCUUCAAUUGACGCUGGACGCAUAGGUCUGAGCAUUGUGUGCUCUGGUAUGGUGGGAUCUGUUGUCUGUGGAAUUAUUUUGGAUAAAACCCACAGAUUCAAAGAAACGACAUUAGGCGUCUACAUAUUUUCAUUCAUUGGAAUGGUAAUUUUUACUUUUACAUUGGAUGUGGGUAAAAUUUAUGUUGUUUACAUAACUGCGAGCAUUCUUGGAUUCUUCAUGACCGGCUAUUUACCGGUUGGCUUUGAAUUCGCUGCUGAAUUGACAUAUCCCGAGCCAGAGGGUACAUCAGCUGGACUCUUGAACGCGAUGGUACAAAUUUUUGGAGUAGCUUUUAUCUCUCUGUAUACAGAACUCAUCGAAGUCUGGGGAGAUCAAUGGGCUAAUAUCGUUUUAUGUGUGAUUCUGUUUGGAGGAACAAUUCUCGCCUACAUUAUACCCAACGAUCUUCGACGACAAAAUGCCAAAUUUUAAACUAACUCUGAGCGCAUGUUUGGCCUAGCAAGUGUGUUACAUUAUCUUUACAUACUGCUAGGAGCUAAAAAAGUAAAUUAAAUAAAAAAUUGUAAUGUAAACAUAUGAAUGUGUGCGUGUACCAUACAAAUUCAUAUUUUUACAUUAUGAGAGAAGACAUCCGAACACAUUAGCCCUGUGCAUGUUAGGUGAUACAAAAUAUUCUGUGGUUUUUUCUAACGUAUAAUUUUGAUAUUUUACGGAAUGACUGUUUUCGUUAUUGGUAUUUUUGAGAUCAAUAUUGUUAUUGUGAUAUUUUGUUGAUUGAAAAAAGGCCUCUCACGUAGGCUACAACUCUAACCGCCCACAAAUAGUCGUACAAAAUUCGCAUGUAACAUGGAAAAUCAAGUUUUAAAAAAUUAAUCGUAUCUUUGUAUUAAAUUUAACAUAUAUGUAAUUGUACAUAUAAAAAAGACAGGCUCUGCGUAGCGACGUACUUUGUUCAAAUAAGACGAAAAUUUAACGACGACAUUUUUAACAAACCUGAUGGUGCAUUUGGAAAUAUAACGGUCUCGCCGAGUUAUAAUUUAAUACUCUGUUUAUAAUAGCAAAGGACAGUUGAUACUCAUUGAGAGGUACUAAUUUAUCAAUAGUAUUCUAAACUUCCCAUUCAAUAUUGUUUGAACAAAAUUAUGAAACCGCCGAAAUCAUAAAUUGUACUAAAUGCGCCGAAAUCAAAUUUUAAAAAUUUUUUAAUUGUUGACUUUUAAAAGUUGAAUACUCUGCAAAUAAUUGUUCGUAUUUGACCCCAGUAAAAACCAAAAGUAAAAUAAUUGUAAGAAAGAAGAAAGUCAACACGAUUGUUGUACAACCAUCAAAUAAAUGAAUUUUAUACUCUUUACCUGAA